Eptesicus fuscus (big brown bat) is the source of this 1163-nucleotide messenger RNA. It is a transcript of the gene SLAMF1, whose product is annotated as signaling lymphocytic activation molecule family member 1. Gene Ontology annotation, cellular component: cell surface; membrane. The record is from RefSeq and is a predicted model, not a curated record. Lineage: Eukaryota; Metazoa; Chordata; Mammalia; Chiroptera; Vespertilionidae. Gene Ontology annotation, molecular function: signaling receptor activity. The transcript has 8 exons. Bases 89 to 1108 code for a protein of 339 amino acids. Gene Ontology annotation, biological process: lymphocyte activation.
CUGCCUGGCAGAGUUCGCUUCUGCCGUGCCGUUUACAAGCAGCUGCCGCCGGGGCUCCUCUCAUCAAGCUCCUUCCUUCUCUCCACUGAUGGAUCCCAAGGGGCUUCUCUCCUUGAACGUCCUGCUGUUUCUCUCCCUGGCUGUUGAACGGAGCUGUGGAACAGGUGAAGGUCUGAGUGUGAGUUGCCCCACAAUCUUUGGGCGGUUGGGAAGCAGCGUGCUGCUGCCCCUGAUAUCGGAAGAAAUAAGUAAGAGCAUGAACAAGAGCAUCCACAUGUUCAUCACAAAGGCAAAAUCACCAGGAAACAGGUCCAAUAAGAAAGUUGUGUCUCUUGAUCUGACAAAAGGAGGCUCUUCACCCUACCUGGAAGACGGCUAUGCAUUUUACCGGGAAAACUUGAACCUGGAGAUCCUGGAAAGCAAAAAGGAGCAUGAGGGCUGGUACACUAUGACCCUGGAGGAAAAAGAUUCAGUCCAGCACGUUUGCCUGCAUCUGAAGCUCUAUGAGCAGGUCUCCACUCCGGAAAUUACAGUGCUGAACUGGACCCUGGAGAAUGGAAACUGCAGCUUGAUGCUGGCGUGCACGGUGGAAAAGGGGGACCACGUGGUUUACAGCUGGAGCACGGAGGCAGGCACCCACCCGCUGAGUGUAGCAAAUGGCUCCCACCCUCUGUACCUCACCCUCGGCCCUCAGCAUGCUGAUGAUAACUACACCUGCACCGCGAGCAACCCCAUCAGCAACCGUUCCCAGACCUUCAUCCCGUGGUCCAGCUGCAGCUCCUAUUCCCCAGUACCAAGACAAUGGGGACUGUAUGCUGGGCUGCUCUUAGGAGGCAUCAUUGGUGUUACAAUGAUUGGCCAAGUGGCAAUACUUCUGUUCAGGAGAAGAGGUCACACAGACCAUUACGAGCCAACAGUGGAAGCAAAAAACCUUACUAUCUAUUCCCAAGUCCAGAAAUCAGGUUCUGUUCAGAAGAAACCUGAUCCCCUGUCCGCUCAGGACCCCUGCACCACCAUUUACGUGGCUGCCACAGAGCCUGCCCCAGAGCCUGUUCAGGAACCAAGCUCCAUCACUGUCUAUGCCAGUGUCACACUUCCAGAGAGCUGACACCACAGACCCCGGGUAGGGACUGGCGGAAGGAGCAUGGAGGAGCCAAAAGAAA